GAAUGAAUCUUACCCAAUUGAAUAAUGCACCGUCAUGCCUCGUCUAUCAUAUAUACUCUAGAACUAUAACCGCCCGCACUCUGGACAAGACUGUUAACCAACCUCUCUAAGUGCGCGCUCACUCCUCCUUCUCUCACUCUGCCGCCGUGCCGCCCAAUCGCCGACGUUCACAAAUGCUACCGCCAAAAUCCGACCUCCGUGCCAACUCGAUGCCGCGUGUGGUCACGCCAUCGGAGAAAGUGAUCGUUGCAGUGAAAGCGGAGAAGGUGAUCACCAAAGCCGCGCUGGCCUGGGCUCUGACUCACGUCGUGCGUCCCGGUGAUUGCAUUACGCUUCUCGCCGUUUAUUCGGAACGGAAAACCGAGAGGAAGAGUUUUUGGGGGUUUCGGAAGCUGAAAGGAGACUGCCGCAGUGGUGACCGAGUGAACUCGUCGCCGGAUCGGAUAUGUCAAAUCACCGACUCGUGUUCUCAGAUGGUUCUUCAAUUUAACGACCAAAUCGAUGUCAGAGUGCGGAUUAAGGUUGUGUCAGCCAAUUUUGCUGGUGCAGUGGCUGCUGAAGCGAAGAGCAAUGCGGCUAGCUGGGUCAUACUGGACAAAAAAUUGAAACAAGAACGCAAGUUUUGUGUGGAGGAACUUCGCUGCAAUAUUGUAGUCAUGAAGGGUUCCCAGCCAAAGGUCCUUAGACUCAAUUUAGGGUGCUCGGAUGAACCACAAACGCCUUACGUUUCUGCUGAGGCUUCACCUGUUUUGGAUAAUCGAAAUUCAUAUGGGCAUAGGAUGAAACAUUCUACUCCUGUAAGCAGUCCCGAGGAUCAAAGUCCUUUAUACAUGAGAACUCCAGUAGAAAAUUUUACCAGACAAGACUCAUUUCUUUUAUAUCAGCACAAUCCACUAUACGAAGGUCCUAAUAAAGCAAAGUUCUUUUCAGCCCAUAAAGACAAUGAGUAUGAUGAUCAGCUUAAUGCAAUGGAUUCAGUUGGGGAAAGAAUUAUAACUCUAUCAUCUUUCCAAAAGUCUGAAACUGAGAGUCGUGAAAGAAUUUUUUGGAUUCCUCAGAACCACAUAAUUGAUAAGAACCUUUCAACAGUAGAAAGCCAAAUAAACACCUCUGGGAAGGACAAAAAUACUAUUACUUCCAGAAAUGAACAUGAUAAUUUUUCCCCACACAAUCAAGGUUUGAUGAGGAGGGACCAAAACUUUGAGAUAGAUUUUGUCAACUCCAGCAUCAGGGAGGCAGUCUCUUUAGGUAGAACCUCUUCAAAACCUCCUCCUCUGUGUUCAAUUUGUCAACUUAAAGCCCCAUCUUUUGGGAAGCCCCCUAGACAGUUUCUUUAUGAAGAACUAGAGGAAGCAACAGAUGGGUUCUCUGACACAAAUUUUCUGGCUGAAGGAGGGUUUGGUUUGGUUCAUAAAGGGAUUCUGAGGGAUGGAUUGGUGGUUGCUGUAAAACAGCUCAAGUUUCUAGGUUCUCAAGCUGAUACUGAUUUCUGUAGGGAAGUGCGAGUAUUGAGUUGUGCACAGCAUAGGAAUGUCGUACUUCUGGUUGGUUUCUGCAUCCAACAAAACAGGAGAUUAUUAGUAUACGAGUAUAUAUGCCACAAGUCCUUGGACUUUCACUUGCAUGGAAAAAAUAGAACUACUCUAGAUUGGCACUCAAGACUGAAGAUAGCUAUUGGCACAGCUAGAGGCUUACGCUACCUUCAUGAAGAUUGCAGAGUAGGAUGUAUAGUUCACAGGGAUUUGCGGCCAAAGAACAUCCUCCUAACUCAUGAUUUUGAACCUUUGGUUAUGGAUUUUGGGCUUGCACGGUUGCACAGUGAAUGGGUGUUUUCUGAUGACAAGCACCUUCUUGGAACUUCAGGGUACCUGGCACCAGAAUUCUUCACUGAUGGAAAGGUUACAGAGAAAGUUGACAUAUAUGCUUUUGGCCUUGUGUUGUUAGAGCUGAUUACUGGUAAAAAAACGAGCGACUUUCUAUAUUACAAGGGGCAGAGCCUUUUACUGGAGAAUUCUUACCCUUCAGCUACGGUGGAACCAAUUCAUAUUUUAGCACAUAAGCAUCAGUUGCUGGAUUCCAAUUUGGCUUCAACACAACUUCAUAACUUACCCCGGGAACUACAGGCAAUGGGUUUUGCAGCGUCAUUGUGUUUACAACGAGAACCUGACUUGCGUCCUCCUAUGUCCAAGGUCCUUAGAGUACUAGAAGGAGGGGCUACAGUCCUGCCACUGGAUUUAGACUCGAAUUUGGUCAGCAAUAGAAGUAGCCAAAUGCAAGGCGUGAACAUAAGCAGCCGUCCAGAACCAAGGAGGCAUUCUCGCCGACUUUCAUACUGACACAACAUUCUGAAAACUUGGUGCUACUCUGAAGAUGAGUGCCUGGUAAGAUAUCAUUCAUUCUUUUAGGAUCUAAGUUAGGUUGUAAUACUUCACUUCUUUUGCAAUGCAUUGGAGAAGAGGUAUAAAUGAAAUGACUGAAACAUUUUCUUUGUGACUAGGAAAUACAGACAUUAGAUGACAAAGAUAUAACUGUAUAACUGUAUGUAAUAUUCUGUUCCUGCUGUUAAAAAAUUGCUCCACGCUUUCUUUAAUAAA
Messenger RNA from Ipomoea triloba (trilobed morning glory), 2594 nucleotides. RefSeq names its product inactive protein kinase SELMODRAFT_444075-like. Gene Ontology annotation, molecular function: ATP binding; protein tyrosine kinase activity. The record is from RefSeq and is a predicted model, not a curated record. The transcript is spliced from 8 exons. Bases 174 to 2336 code for a protein of 720 amino acids. Gene Ontology annotation, biological process: protein phosphorylation. Lineage: Eukaryota; Viridiplantae; Streptophyta; Magnoliopsida; Solanales; Convolvulaceae.